GAUUGGGCGCUAUUUAGUGUAGGCUAUUUGAUCGGAGUAACCUAAUGUAAAACGUUUCCUUCUAAUUACAUUGUCAUACAUUUGAUCUCCGGCCUGAAAACUACAGAAAAGGCCACAUGUUCUUUCUACCAUAUGCUAUAUCUGCUACAUGAUUUACGUUAGAUUCGUGUUUUGACUGAAUGUUGGUGGAGCUCUGCAGCGAUACGUCUCUCCAACAGCACCCUGGAGAGGCGGCUGGGACCGGACAUGAUAAAUAUUUUUGCGUCCCUACCUUUUGACAAAGUGGGCACUGCUUAUCACAGGGCGGCAUCAGCGCUCACCUAAAAAGCCCAUAUGCCACUGGUUGAGAUAAACUGUCAUUGAUUUUCGGCAGAAUUAUGUGAGCUUUUAUCUGUUGUUAGAGGUACGUCUUUGUCAGUUUAGCUCAGAAAAUGCAGUCUUCGUCAAUCUGCCGCCAUAGCUGAGCAGUCUUCGUCAAUCUGCCGCCAUAGACGGCCGCCUGCUGCCUAAUUAUUCAAAUGAGGGGUAGAACCUUGGCAAAACUCCAUCAGUAUGACGCGUUAUUCCGGCGACAACCAUCCCGAAGCAACAUGGAAGCCCACAGUUGUGACAAGCGUGGUCUUGAGCAUUUAGACGAAUAUGAACCCAAACCAGCCAAACAUAUGCGUAGCCUGCACGAUCGCAUGGUGGAAAGGCGACUAGUAGUUAUUUUAGAGGGGGCAACGCUGGAAACAGUGAAGGUUGGCAAGACAUUUGAACUGCUGAACUGUGACCAACACAAGGGCAUGAUCAUCAAAAGUGGACGGGACCCAGGGAAGAUUCGACCUGACAUUACACAUCAGUGUUUGUUGAUGCUGAUGGACAGUCCAUUGAACAGGGCAGGUCUCCUGCAGGUUUACAUCCACACAGAGAGGAACGCCCUGAUUGAGAUCAACCCACAGACACGCAUCCCCCGAACCUUCAACCGCUUCUGUGGCCUCAUGGUCCAGCUCCUGCACAAGCUGAGUGUGAGGGCGGCUGACGGCCCCCAGCGCCUGCUGAAGCUCAUCAAGAACCCUGUGUCAGACCACCUGCCCCCUGGCUGCCCCUGUAUUUGUACCUCCUUCUCCUCUGGGGAGGCAGUGGGCGCCCGCACCGUGGUACCAGAGGAUGGGCCCGCCACUGUGGUGGUCGGAGCAUUUGCACACGGAGCGGUGAAUGUGGACUACACAGAGAAGACUGUUUCCAUCAGUAACUACCCUCUCUCUGCUGCCCUCACCUGUGCCAAGAUGUGCUCUGCCUUUGAGGAGGUCUGGGGCGUGUUGUGAUGAAGUUGACAGCGCACUGCUGCUCCAGCUAAAAAGGUUGUCAACAUGAACAUUGUCUUACAGGGACUAGAAAUGGAUUGGACAGUCACGUUCAGUCAAGGAACAUUGUACAGAAACGGUCCAUUUCACCAAUUACCUCCUGUGGAUUUGUACGAUACUAUGGGUGUAUGUAUUGUGUGUAAAAUAUGGUAUUUUACAUGUCUUAAUUACGGUAGUUUCAAUAUGAAAUGAAUACUGUUUUGAAUACACCAUCUGUAAGGACUUGACACCAAAUAUGGUCUUCCUACUUGUUUUUUUGUACAUGUAUCCAGUGCAUCAUUGUUCCCAUGGUUAUACAGUGGAAAUAAUCUGUAUAGUUUGUCCUCUGGUUUCUGUUGUUCCUUGUCAAAGAGACUGUAGGGAACAAAACAAUUUAACACAUGAUGGGGACAAAUCAUGUUUUCAUGUAAUCCUGGUCAAAUAAUCACUCUAUAUAUAUAUAUAUAUAUAUAUACUACUUUUCAAAACUUUGGGGUCACUUAAAUGCCCUUGUUUUUGAAAGAAAAGCAAAUGUUUUGUCCAUUAAAUAAAAUAACCUCAAAUUGAUCAGAAAUAGUGUAGACUAUUGUAGCUGGAAACGGCAGAUAUUUUAUGGAAUAUCUACAUGGGUGUACAGAGGCCCAUUAUCAGCAACCAUCACUCGUGUUCCAAUGGCACAUUGUGUUAGCUAAUCCAAGUUUGUUUUAAAAGGCUAAUUGAUCAUUAGAAAACCCUUUUGCAAUUGUUAGUACAGCUGAAACCUGUUCUGAUUAAAGGACAUUUCUAUGUGACCUCAAACCUUUGAA
Molecule: messenger RNA, 2131 nt
Organism: Oncorhynchus kisutch (coho salmon)
Lineage: Eukaryota; Metazoa; Chordata; Actinopteri; Salmoniformes; Salmonidae
Product: EMG1 N1-specific pseudouridine methyltransferase
Exons: 5
Coding region: 519-1307 (262 amino acids)
Biological process (GO): rRNA base methylation
Cellular component (GO): small-subunit processome; nucleus
Molecular function (GO): rRNA binding; rRNA (pseudouridine) methyltransferase activity
Source: RefSeq, a predicted model, not a curated record